Molecule: messenger RNA, 846 nt
Organism: Helianthus annuus (common sunflower)
Lineage: Eukaryota; Viridiplantae; Streptophyta; Magnoliopsida; Asterales; Asteraceae
Product: universal stress protein PHOS32
Exons: 4
Coding region: 167-640 (157 amino acids)
Source: RefSeq, a predicted model, not a curated record
UUCGAGAAGCUCCUCUUAAAUAACAAUCAAAUUACAAUAAUAAAAAUCCCAUAUUUUAAUUAACCACCAAAUUAUCCCUUUACCACCAAUAAAUACCCAUCACUAAUCACACACUUUUUUUUUCAACCAAAACCAACUCAAAGAAAAAAAAAAACCAAAACCAAACAUGGCCAAGGGUCGUACAAUCGGAAUUGCAAUGGAUUACUCAACAACCAGCAAAAUAGCAUUGAAAUGGGCGAUCGACAACCUCAUAUCCACAGGCGACACCGUUGUCUUCCUCCUUGUGUUGUCGCCGAAGUCUGAUCCGGUCAACAAGCAGCUGUUUGCGGACACGGGAUCACCUUUGAUACCGUUGGUGGAGUUCAAAGAGGUUGGUGUGUGUAGGAAGUAUGGUAUUACUCCUGAUUCUGAGCUUUUUGACAUGCUUGAUUGUGUUUCAGUCGGUAAAAAGGCUAAUGUGGUGGCGAAGGUUUACUGGGGAGAUCCGAGGGAGAAGUUGUGUGAAGCUGUAAAUCAUCUAAAACUUGAUGCUAUGGUUCUUGGCAGCAGAGGUCUCGGUACCAUAAAAAGGGUGUUGCUUGGGAGUGUAAGCAGCCAUGUGGUGCAGAACGCAACCUGUCCAGUCACUGUUGUGAAGUAGACAUUACAACAUUCGUCAUCUGCAUUUGCUGCUUGUUUUUUUCUGCAUCAAACAUGAGGCCCACAGUUGAGAAUGGUUGGAUAUGUGUACAAAUUGCUUGCUUUUUUUUUUUUAGAAAAACUAUUUUGUUUAUGUGUUUUCUUUUGGAUUGAUGUGUCAUCUUGAUGGAUUUAUGCUAUUUCAUGGUUUUAUGGGUUGCUACUCCA